Molecule: messenger RNA, 1617 nt
Organism: Durusdinium trenchii
Lineage: Eukaryota; Dinophyceae; Suessiales; Symbiodiniaceae
Source: the annotation of a GenBank genome assembly
UCAGAUGUCAUGAACAAUGGGACAUGUGACUUCAUCAUUCAGUUCGGGCAAGGCUGCAUCCAUCUUGGUGAACAUAUCUAUAUAACUCUAUAUAUAUAUAUAUAAGUAUAGAUUGCUUUGGCUUUUCCAUUGGUCCAUUGAAAUAUGGGCUCAGCCACAGUCACCGAUAGAUCCUCAUUCAUGGGAUCAGGAGCCAUGUCCAGAUCAUCUGCUGCUGAUGCCCCUGCCCCUCGUGCCGCUCCCGUUGUUUUCCCUGCCGCUGCCGCCCGCAGUCUCACACCAGAUAGCGAAGAGGAUGGGCUCACUGGCAGGUUCGGCGGGCGCAGUGCAAUCAGAUCAGCUGUCGCUGACCCCGACUGGCGCAAGAAGUUGGUUCCCACAGAGUAUGAACGACGCUCCUGUGCUGGCAUGGGCCCUCGCAUUCGUGCCAUGGAAAUCGCCGAGGCACGCAGGGACCCCAAGGUCGUUCUGGGAGAUGAACUCUCUGGCGCUGCGGGUGCCAAUGAUGCUGCGAGGGUCCGCUCCUUGCUGGAGCGAGGUGCUGACCCCAAUCAUGUUCACUUCACCGUGUGCUCGGACGUUCCGCUGUGCCGCACCAAGAGCCCUGAAGUUGCCAGACUGCUGGUGGAGCAUCCGCAGAUCGACGUGAAUAUCAAGGACAUCAAUGACUACAGCAUUUUGUCCAACAUGGUGCUUCACAACCGUGCGAAUGUGGAGUUGGUGUCUGUGCUCCUUGCGCACAAAGAUUUGGACGUUCAUGCGGGUCGACCCAUCAAAAUUGCGGCUCGCUUUGGCACCUGCGACAUGCUGAGGACUUUGUUGGAGCACCCCAAGUUGGAUAUCAAUGACGCAUGUGGAUUGCUACACUAUGCUGUGUGCCGCACAGAUUCCGCCUCCGUAGAAACUGUCAAGUGGCUUCUGGACCAUGGGGUGGACCCCAACCUGCGGCAAGACGACAACGGCUCGACAGCCUUGAUGUGGGUCGGUGGGUGGGACUCCUUGACCAUCGAGAUCGGUGAGAAGGAAGCGGUGAAACGAAGGCAAAUCGCUGCGAGACAGGUGGAGAUCCUUUCCACGCUCCUGGCCCGGAGUGACCUGGACGUCAAUGCCACCGACGCCCAGAAGCGAACAGCUUUGCAUCGGAUGAGUGUGGCUGGGCGAGUUGAUUUGGUGGAAGUGUUGCUGCAGGAUCCGAGGGUCCUUCCUAGCAUUUGGCACCAAGACUCUGACGGAAAGACACCGUUGGAUGCUGCCGUCGAGGCCUUUGAGAAGGAAAAGGAGAAAAAGAAAUGGGAAGUACCUGCAUACCUCAGCAAGUUUGAGGAGGUCAUUGCACUUCUGAAGAGCUUUGCUGAGAAGAAACGGGCAGAGCUGGAAAAGCUUGUUCCUGGUGAACUCUCAAAGCAUCCAGGGACAUGGUCGAUGGCCGUGCAGUCGCUUUGAGAUCUUUGAGACUGGGGUUUUGAAAUCCUUGUUGCUGCGCACAGCUUCAAGAACUUCAAGGGUCUUGAAGACUGCAUCAAUCUAAUAGCAGCCUUAGCAACUAAGCACGAUGCUGUACAGUCAUGCAACUAGCUUAUUUGCCACUUGAUGAUUUGAAUCUUUGUGUCACUUGAA